GAGCACUAAACAAAAAAAGAGGAAGAAGUUCAGAGGUGACAGAGGUGUGAGAUUGUUUAGUAAAUCGUGAUUCCGGAUGCCAGAUGUGGUUGCCGAGAAGCCCACCACUUAUCGCCCAGCGGGUGGCAAUCGACCCUCGAUUGCACCGCACAACUCGGCCCAAGAGCGUGAACGUAAGUUGAUGAAUGUGCUUGCCGCUCGACGUUCUGCGCUGCAUCGUGGUGGCUUUCGCACCCGUAUUGGCACCACUGGACGCAGUGCCACUUCGCCAGCUGCUGCUGCUGUGGAGAGCACCUCGAAAUCGCCGAGCGAUCCGCGUUCCGUUUGCAUACGCAAUUGCACUAAGAACUUUACGCGUCGCACCACAGCGAGUUGCAUGCGACAAUGCGCCAACUUUACCCGCAUGGCCAUGGCGAACAGCAACAGCAGCACAGUGGUGCUGCGCACGCCCAGCAAACCAAGUCCAGCUGCUCCCGGUGAACGUGAUACCAACGAGAUACUCUUUAGCGAUGAGUCGUCGCAUGGUCUCUUUGUGGUUGCCAAGGAGCAGAACGAUACGUUAAAUCACAUAGCUGACGGUGCCAAGUCAGCGCCUGGCAGCAAACAGCGUGGGCGGGGAAAGCCAGCGGCUACGGUCACACUGGCAACCACCUCGUUGGAGCAGGAGGAGGACGAUGACGAGGAUGAGCUGCAGCCUUAUCUGUAUUUCGGUGCCAAGUUGCCGCCACUGAAACCGGGUGCUUUAACAAUCACCGCAGCUGAUGGCGACAACGAGCAUCCGCGUGUGCUGGAGGUGUCGGUGGUGCAGAGCACAACCACAACGCCAGCGCCCGCUGUGGAGUCCACGGUCAAGCCCACAGUGUCGACGCGACGCCCGCUGACAGCCGUGGAGCGAAGUCGCAGUCGCUACAAGUAUCACAUGCGUGAGCGUGGUGUGGCAGCCGUUGCACCACCACCAGCUGUUGCAGCUGCACCACCCGUCAGUCGCACACGCUACUUGGGUUCGGGACGACCCACAGCGGCUCAAGUGGAGAGCUCUGUGGAGCAAAAGCCACUCGAAAGUGAACCAGAAGUGAUCAAGCCUGUGGUUGUGCGUCGCUUGGCUAGCAAACCGUUGGCUUCCUCCACACCACUGAUCAUCACAGUGCUGAGCGCCGAGGAGGAAACCACAGUGGCGCAAGCGCUGCCGGAGAUGCAACCAGAGCUGGUAACAGAGCGUGCCACCAGCAGCAGCAGCACGAGCACCACAACAACCAGCACCACAACAACAGCAGCGACCACUAGCACCACCAGGAAGCCAAGCAGCACUUCAUCCACAACGACAACCACAAUUACGCAGCCCACAUCUACAACCACAACAAGCAGCACAACGACAACCCCUUCGACAACCACAAGCACAACGACAUCGACAACUCCCUCGACAACCAGAAGCACAAGCACAUCGACAAUCACCACAACGACAACCACUACACCCAGCAGCACCACAACAACUACCGCUAGCAGCACUGUCAAGCAGAAGAGCAUCAUCGAAGAAGACACCGAAAAACUGCGUGCCUUGGGUCCAUCGCUAACGCAGGAGAUCAACAUCGAGGAUCAGAACAAUCUGAUCAUCUUCUGCAACAGCACCGCCAACUGUGAGGCAACGCCACGCACUCAGCUGUCGCCCACCACCGACUCGAGUUCGAAUUCGAAAAUACUGCGCACCACUGUGCUGACUUCUGUGCGUUCCACGGUGAAUCCACGACCCACAACAGCAGCACCAGCGCCGCCAUCUGCGUUGCCAGGCAACAUUUUCAUUGGCGUUGUGGAAUCUUCGACAUCAACGCCUUCGGAUAUUAGUUCCACGGCGAUUGCAGAUGAACGUGAUGCCAAGCUGGACAUGCGACGCAUGAAUUUGAUUACUUUGGUGCUGGUGGCAGUGGGCGUGGUUCCUCUAGUGGCCAUUGUGCUCUACUUGGUACGCAAUUACAUGGUGCGACGACAGGCGAAGCAGGACGAGGUCUUUGACGUUUGCAUCACAGAUCAGCAGCCCAUAAGUCCGGUGAAGAAAGUGGACUCGAAAUAUCAGCUGGAACUCGAUGAAGACGAGGUGGAUCAUCAUCAUCAGCAGGCCAUGCCCAUGUCCAUAUCGCAGCAACAACAGCAGCAACAGCAACCAUCACGCGAUGCCAAUCACAAUCGCUAUGAUGACAAGACUUCCCUGGCCAGCGAGUAUCAGGAGUUUGAGCGCAGCAAUAUACGGUUAAAAAGUCUGCUCGGUGAGGGCAACUUUGGGCAAGUGUGGAAAGCUGAGGCUGAUGAUCUAAGCGGACAUUUUGGUGCCACACGUAUUGUGGCCGUGAAGACAAUACGCGCUUGCAGCGCUCAAGUGAGCCUCAAGGAUGAGGCCAACAUUAUGCGCAAACUGGGAUCGCAUCAGAAUGUGGUUACAUUGCUAGGCGCCUGCGUCGAAAGCGAACCUCACAUGCUGAUCAUGGAGUAUGCCAUGCGAGGACGUUUGUUGUCUUUGCUGCGUGCCGCACGCAGCGCCACAAACAUUCUGCCUGCCUCAGUGCCAGGUGGACGCAGCUUGGCUCCACUUUCUCCACGCACACUAGCCGGAUUUGCGCUAGACAUUGCCUGCGGCAUGGAGUACAUAGCUGGACGUAGAAUUGUGCAUCGCGAUCUCGCGGCACGCAACGUCUUGCUCGAUCACAAUGGCAUGUGCAAGAUCUGUGAUUUUGGCAUGUCCAUUGAUCUGGAUGCAGAGCGCAUGCGCAAGGAGCAGGAGAAGAAUGCAGCCAACGACAUUUUGCGCAGCAAUGCGCAAAAGUUCAAGUUCGACUUUGGCAGUCGCUACAUACUGCAGCAUUGGCAGCACACCUUUGGCCAAACAGCCGCAGGCAAUUGCUCCAAGGAUGCGACGCAUUCGGAGAAGAAGGCGCAUGGCCACGAUACCAUUGGCAAGCGACAUGCGCUGCCCAUACGCUGGAUGGCGCCGGAGAGCUUGCAGUUCCACAUGUUCACCACCGAGACGGACAUCUGGGCCUUUGGCAUUGUGCUCUGGGAAAUAGCCACGCUGGGCUCCACGCCGUAUUCCCAUUUAACGGGACGCGAGGUUAUACGCCGGGUGCCGCAGGGACUGCGUCCUGAGCUGCCAAAAGAGAGUCGCCACGAGUUCUACAAUCUGAUGUCGCGCUGUUGGCACAAGGAGCCGCAUAUGCGUCCCUCGUUUGCCCAGUCGCGACUGGAGAUCACACGUUCGCUGCACAAGUGGGUCGAUGAUGAUUCGGCCGCUUCGGAUUACAUGGAUGUGAGCGGAUUCAGUGAGGAUCUCGAGCAUGGAGUUGUCUACUUCAACCACCGCAUCUCAGAGUUUGAAUGCGAAAUAUGACGUUGACUGAAUCACCCCUCCCAGCCCCAAAUCACCAUUCAUCUGCACACCACGUCGCCAUUGCCCACCAACUAAUCUCUAGUACAUCAGGUUCAUCACAGCAUCGGCAUCCGCAUCAGCAUCAACAUUACUCCUUUGCAUCUCGAUCCAUUCCAAAUGCAAUUUUAAUUUUCAACAACUAUGUCGAAAUUCGCGUGCUUGUCGAGCAGUAUUAUUUGUAUCUUGUAUCUUUAUUUUCCUGUUUUUUUUUUAGUUUCGAUUCGUUGCGUUUCGAUUUCGGUUUUUGCCAGCGGCUUUGAGAGCUCUUUUGUAAAUAUUUGAUUUGCAUUUGUUUUGCAAAUGUUUAUUAUGAUUUAACAUUUAGGAAUUGUAUUUUAAUUACAAAUUUGGCGCUAUUUGUGCUUAGUUGAUAUUAGUCACUUAGUUCUUCUAGUCUGUAUCUAAAAAAUAUAUCUUCAAAUUGAGCCGAUUUCGUUAUCGUAGCACACACACAUACACACACACGAUUUAGUUUUUGGUCUAUUAUCCUAUUGCAUAGGCUUUAAUCUUAUUGAUAUCGAUAUAGCAAUACACACAUAAUUGUACAAAUAAAUUAAUUUAACACAAGAAAUAUAAUAAUUAUAUUAUUUAC
This is a messenger RNA of Drosophila nasuta, 4004 nucleotides long. It is a transcript of the gene Tie, whose product is annotated as Tie-like receptor tyrosine kinase. Gene Ontology annotation, molecular function: transmembrane receptor protein tyrosine kinase activity; ATP binding. The coding region runs from base 77 to 3373 and encodes 1098 amino acids. The transcript has 5 exons. NCBI's taxonomy places the organism in Eukaryota, Metazoa, Arthropoda, Insecta, Diptera, Drosophilidae. Gene Ontology annotation, cellular component: signaling receptor complex; plasma membrane. The record is from RefSeq and is a predicted model, not a curated record. Gene Ontology annotation, biological process: positive regulation of kinase activity; protein phosphorylation; multicellular organism development.